UUCACAAUAAAAGUCCAAGAUCGAGGCGGCGUGCCUUUGGGGAGCUCUCUCCGGUUUCUGCCCGCUGAUGAUGAUGGAGGCUCGGAUGGUGAUGCGCGGAGCUGCUGCCGUUUUGGUCCGGUCGUGAUGGACCCAUUUGACGGUCCCGGUUCUCCCCGACACGAGGAGCAGGAGGAGGCGGGGUGCGCGGAAAGCCGCAGCCGGUGGGCCCGCUUCUCCUCCUGGUUGGAGUGCGCGUGCGUCGUUACGUUCGACUUGGAGCUCGGACAAGCCAUUGAGCUGGUUUAUCCUCAAGAUGUGAAGCUGACAGAGAAAGAGAAAACCAGCAUCUGCUACCUGUCCUUCCCUGACUCGUACUCAGGGUGCCUUGGGAACACUCAGUUUAGCUUCCGCUUCCGUCAGUCGGUCGGUCGCCGAACAUCGAGGCUCAGAGACGACCUUUACAACCGUGACGCUCCCAUCACACUGCAGAGAGAAACGGCGCAUUUCUUCGGUUACGUCUACUUCAGACAAGUGAAGGACGUCUCUGUGAAGAGGGGCUACUUCCAGAAGUCCCUGGUGCUGGUGUCCAGGUUACCAUACACUCACCUGUUCCACUCGCUGAUGCAGACCAUUGCACCUGAGUUCUUUGAGAAGCAUGAGCCCUGCCUUGAAGCAGUUUGUAACGAGAUCGACCAGUGGCCUUCACCUGUACCUGGGCAGACCCUCAACCUGCCUGUAAUGGGCGUUAUCUUACAGGUGAGGAUUCCUUCUAAAUUCGACAAACCUGGGGGAAGUCCUGUGCGACAGACAGCUAAAGAGAACCUGCUGCCGGCGCCGACCCUCCUGCCCACCAUCCACGAGCUGGACCUGUUUAAGUGUUUCCAGUCCGUUCUAAUCCACCUGCAGAUGCUCUGGGAACUUACCUUGCUCGGGGAGCCGCUUGUCAUCAUGGCUCCAUCUCCCACCAUUUCUUCGGAAACAGUCCUGGCUAUCAUCACUGAUCACCUAAUCUGAUGAUCAGUGAACUACACUGAUCACCAGAUUAGGUGAACUUAAAAGUAUAAUUCCAGAUGACUGAUUUGUUGUGUGUGGAUGUGCUACAGUAACAUUAGCUCUUUGUUCCUGUAUGUUCUCUGGGCAUUUACUGCAGGUCUUCUUUUUGCAUCAGUGUGAAUACUUACUGAUACAUAUCAGUGUGAGGGACGCUAAGCUCAGUGUGAAACAAAUCAUCCUCCAUGAAUCCUUAAAGCAACACUAAAGACCUGCUUUUAAGUAUUUCAGAGAUUUCUAUACCUUUUAUGCCUAAAAUAAUAAUAAUCACAGUGAUUUUCCACUUGUGUGAUUAGAAUAAAGUGAAAAUGUAAGCACUGAAACUACAAACAGCACACGAUCACAGAUGACCUGUGUGACCCCAGCUGAGAUCUGAAUGAACAACAAGAAUCCAAAGUUUACUCAGAGUUUAUUUUAUUAUAAAAUCAUCUUGUUUUUCUGCUGAAGACAAAAUAUUUGAAAGGAAUAAAAAGGAAAAAGAGGAUUCAAUUAAACUUUAAUCAGAGAGAAACAGCCAAGAAGCGAAGGCUGUGAUAUAAUAUUGCUUCAGUGCUGAAGUUGAUCGAUACUGGUCUCUGACUGGUUCUGGACUCGUUUCUGUUGUUACUGACUGGCGGCAUUGCUGACGUCCACCUUCAGGUCCUUCGAGACGAGUCCGGAGGUGACCGGGUGCAUCCCCGCUCGAUGAGCCAGAAACACUCGAAGAGCUUCAUCA
Molecule: messenger RNA, 1747 nt
Organism: Oreochromis niloticus (Nile tilapia)
Lineage: Eukaryota; Metazoa; Chordata; Actinopteri; Cichliformes; Cichlidae
Product: protein DENND6B
Exons: 11
Coding region: 127-996 (289 amino acids)
Cellular component (GO): recycling endosome
Molecular function (GO): guanyl-nucleotide exchange factor activity
Source: RefSeq, a predicted model, not a curated record